Molecule: messenger RNA, 2598 nt
Organism: Seriola aureovittata
Lineage: Eukaryota; Metazoa; Chordata; Actinopteri; Carangiformes; Carangidae
Gene: chst10
Product: carbohydrate sulfotransferase 10
Exons: 6
Coding region: 192-1292 (366 amino acids)
Biological process (GO): proteoglycan biosynthetic process; carbohydrate biosynthetic process
Cellular component (GO): membrane
Molecular function (GO): sulfotransferase activity
Source: RefSeq, a predicted model, not a curated record
UUUUGUUAGUCGGAUGUUGCGAGAAGCAGGGUCGCAGGAGACUAGACGCUAUGGCAUCGUCCAACAUUUUCUCUAGAGUUUGUGCAGCUGUGAAGUUGCUGUAACUCAAUACAAAGGUGCAGCCUUCAGUCAGCUGUCCGGCUGUGUGUCCAGGUGGGAGCGCCGCUCAGUGUUUCCAUGGCCGUCGGCUGAUGUGCGAAGCGAUGCGGCACCACUGGCUGCUCCUUGGGGCUUGCGGCUGGGUGCUGCUCAUCCUCAUGUUUGUCAGCAAGUUCAUCAGCUUCAGAGCUGUAGACGACUAUGGAGAGAGGGUUGGUGGUCAGAGUUGGACAGUGCCAGGUGCCAAGGUGGUUAAAACCAUCCCUGUAUCCAGCCCAGAAAAACCGGUUCCAAAGCCAUCAGAUCAGCCCUCAGCAGUACCUACAGUUGCAGACUGGCAGUCAGUUGCUGACAAGCGAAUUGAGCUGCUCUCAACUGUAUGUAAGAACAGCAGCCUCAGGAAUUUGACUCACGUCUCCAUCAGCAAGUUUGUCCUGGACCGCAUCUUUGUCUGCGACAAACACAAGAUCUUGUUCUGCCAGACGCCUAAAGUGGGCAACACACAAUGGAAGAAGGUCCUCAUUGUGCUCAAUGGAGCAUUCUCCACUGUGGAGGAGAUUCCAGAAAACCUCGUUCAUGACCAUGAGAAAAACGGCCUGCCCCGCCUCUCUUCACUGACGCCACAGGAAAUAACUUACAGAUUAAGCACCUACUUUAAGUUUUUCAUUGUGAGAGAUCCAUUUGAGCGCUUGAUUUCUGCGUUCAAGGACAAGUUUGUGAAGAACCCACGCUUUGAGCCUUGGUACAAACAUGACAUCGCUCCAGCCAUCAUCCGUAAGUACCGCAAGAGCCACCGCGACAGCACCCUUGCUGCCUCUGGCCUGCACUUUGAGGACUUUGUCCGUUACUUGGGUGAUGUAGAGGGCCGUCGCCGCAUGGACCGACAGUUUGGUGAGCACAUUAUUCACUGGGUGACCUAUGCAGAGUUGUGUGCACCAUGUGAAAUACACUACAGCGUGGUUGGCCACCACGAGACACUGGAGCAAGAUGCCCCCCACAUCCUCAAAGCGGCAGGCAUCGACCAGCUGGUGUCCUACCCCUCCAUUCCUCCAGGCAUCACCCGCUACAACAGGACCAAGGUGGAGCACUACUUCUCAGGCAUCAGCAAGCGAGACAUCAGGCGUCUCUACGCACGUUACCAGGGUGACUUCCACCUGUUUGGUUACCCAAGCCCAGACUUUCUACUGAACUAAAAUGAUUAACACUGACUAAAAGACAUGUUUUCAUAUAAAAUCCUCUCAACAUCUUCGGUUUACUGAGACAGAGGUGUAUCGUAGCUGACUGUGUGCCACAAAACUGGCACACCUGAAAGGCUUGUAUGCAGUAGAUCGCACACUGUAAUGUCUUUGUUCUUAUUUUAGCCACUUUUGUUGGAAUAACUGACAGGUUGUUGCGAUGUUGACUAUAUUCCCAAUUGCUGAAAAAGUGCUGCCUAAUAUCUAAAUAUUUACCAGUGCUGUCACGGAGACGGGAGCUGUAACUGGUGAGCGUGCUGUCAGAUAACCGACGGUACCGUGAUGCGGCGAAGAGAGAAAUAAAGUGUAGCUGUUGUGAGUUCAUCCAUUGUGAGAUUCAGCAGUGACAAAAGUUGCAGAAUUCAUCACAAUGUGUGGAGAAAGGUCAAUAUAAAGUUCAGAUACAGGUACAGGUCAGCUGGAGAACACGUUUACUAUCUUAUAUUUAAUGUUUAUGACUGAACUAUAUUUCAAAGAGGCGUACUCUAAUGCUAGGGAUACAGGCCCGUUACCCUGUAAUGUAGCUAUUAUAUUGCACUGUAUGGAUCACCUGUUUCAACGAUUCAUCCUGUCAACGAAAGCUCUGAACAAUGCUUUGCGUUUUGACAUGUUGUGUCGAAUGUGUCUUUUCUGUACUUCUUGCUAGCAUGCUAGACAUACACGAGGAUGAGUCUGUAUCAGGGAUGCAAAACUUAUUUGGACAAGGAGAGUGAACGGCAAGAAUAUUGGACGGACUGACUUGACAUUUUUGUGACCAUUUUUCAUUGAUGUUUUUAUGAGCUACAAAUCGGCAUUAGCAUUUUAUAUUUUUUUACCAUUGAGUUUUGCUUUAUGCAAGGCAUGUUAAUGUCUUGUACUCUUCAAAUGUCAUGAAAUAACAUCAAAAUGGUCAAAAAAAACUACCUUUCACACUGAAACAAAGACCUCGUCGUGCCCUGAUUCAUACUGUAGCCAUUGUUCUGGUUGCUCUGCCUUGUUGACUCGUAUAUUCGGCCGUUUUCGGCACUGGAGCGUUGAAGGAAAGAUGGCACUGGAUUUUAAAGGAUCAUUUUUCUAUCAGAAAUGUACUGUGUAAAUGUUCUUAACAUGACUUGCAACUCAACAUUUGUAUUACAUGUUGCUAUUUAUAAUAUUAACUUGCUGACUAGUGGCACAAAACGUGUCUUGGUUGUAAGACAGCGAGCACCUGGUGACCUUUUGGACAGGUGGUCGUGAUACAAGGACAACACUAGUUAGUAAUAAAGUUCUAUGUGAAACAAAAGAA